AUGGAUGAUUUCGAUGCGCAGUAUGAGGCUGAUUUUGUUAAUAUCACAGAAAAAGAAAAAAAACGGAAACGGACCAAGAAAACAGACUUGGAGAACAAAAGUAUCGAGGAGAAGAAGGAAGAAAAAAGAAGGAAAAAGGAAAGUAUAAAAAAUGAGAAGAAAAAACGAGCGAUAGCGCAGCAGCAAGAAGAGUUGGAGGGUUUGUUUGAGCAGGCUCGAAAACUAAGUAUCGAUGAUCUGUCACGCUGGGAGCAGGACGAGCGUCUGUUGACAGGAGCCGAAAUUGUGGAACUAAAACAGCUGAUACGACAGACUAAAGAAAAGAUCCGAGAAGAAAAACGCCUUGCGAAACAGCGCGAGAAGGAAGCGUUGCUAGAGUGGAAAAAGCCGAGAGAUGAUGUGGCUUGUGAUGAUCUCCAGCCUUUGCCAGAAUAUGCGCCGCUACGUCUUCCGAUCUGGAUGUCCGAUGAUGACUUCGGCGAUCACUUAUUUAUAUUCCAGUUCUUUCAAAGUUUCGCAGAGCUUUUGCCAAUCAGAGAGGUGCAUGGUACUAGCAAUAUCAAAUUUGCUGAAAUAGUAUCGGCGAUUCGAAGCCCGAGUCCAGAUACGGAUGAUAUGUUUGCCCAGCUAAUGCAUAUCUUGCUGAAAGCCAAAACGGAGCGAGCCGACGAGGAGGAUGGUGAUGAAGGUGAUUUUUAA
This is a messenger RNA of Gongylonema pulchrum, 699 nucleotides long. The record is from the annotation of a GenBank genome assembly. NCBI's taxonomy places the organism in Eukaryota, Metazoa, Nematoda, Chromadorea, Rhabditida, Gongylonematidae.